Molecule: messenger RNA, 2814 nt
Organism: Rana temporaria (common frog)
Lineage: Eukaryota; Metazoa; Chordata; Amphibia; Anura; Ranidae
Product: protein eva-1 homolog C-like
Exons: 8
Coding region: 119-1552 (477 amino acids)
Molecular function (GO): carbohydrate binding
Source: RefSeq, a predicted model, not a curated record
CUCAGGGAAGGAGAUUGAAUGUUCCUGUGCCCUGAGCAAUGGGACUAGCACAAUGCACACACCGUCUAAGGAGUAGGACCACAUUGCUUUAAAGAAGUCAGGCUGUGAUCUGCUAAGGAUGGGAAUCUAUGGGACGGCUCACAUUUCUUUUGGUGCUUUGGGGAUAUUAUACAUUGUGGCUUUAGGCAACUUGGCAGCAACUUCAUCUGAGUUUUCAGGUUAUAUUUCCAGAAUGCUGAGGACUUAUACGCUGCGUGCCUGUGAUGGGGAAUACAUAUCCCUCAAGUGCCCUCACAAAACCACCAUCAGCAUCCAGUCAUCAUUUUAUGGGAGGAAUAUGCCAAGCCACCAGAUAUGUCCAUCACGCCACACACAGACAUUUGCUACCUUCAUCAAAGAGGAUGUAGCCUGUUCUGCUGGGACGUCUCUCCAGAAAGUGUUGGAUGAGUGCCAGGACCGGAGGAACUGCCAGCUGCUUGUCAACAGUCGUUUGUUUGGCUCUGAUCCAUGUCCAGGAACCAGCAAAUACAUGGUGGUGGGAUACAAAUGUAGGCCAAAUGAAUUUAAGAGUAAGGUGGCCUGUGAGGAUGACCGGCUGAGGCUAAGCUGUAAGAGGAAUACAGGAAUUGCCAUCUAUUCUGCUACGUUUGGAAGAGUACAAGGUGACAGCUUGGAGUGCCCAUACCAGGACCUAGCCAUGACUUCUACAGAAUGUCAGUCACCCUCCUCCCUUUCACUUAUGACACAGCGCUGCCAAGGCAAAAGGAGUUGCAGCAUCUAUGCCAGCACCUAUGAGUUUGGAGACCCUUGUCAUCCUGGAGUCCGGAAGCACCUGAAUGUCAUCUACACCUGUGUCCCAAAGAAACUGCUGUAUGAAACUCAGCCAAAGUCAACAAAUUACCACGGAGUGCGGCAAACUCGCUUCCCAGAGCGGCCUGGACUUUACGAUCGCAAUGUGAUUGGGGAUGGGGCCUUCUUUCCAGACCCUGCCUUCAUAACUGAACACGUUCUACCAGACAGGAAGAAAGGAUUGGCAGCAGCAUUCUUUCCGGUGGAUGAUAAUCUUUCUAUGGGUGAGACAGAACACACUAUCUUCAAUCAGACCAUGGCACCAACGGGGCACGGUAACACUGAGAUGGCACUGAUCAGCAAUAUGUUGGCAGCAUAUUCUUUUAUCACAGAAAACCCAGAACGAGCAGCUUUGUAUUUUGUAUCUGGAGUGUGCAUCGGUCUCAUUUUGACACUCGUGGCUCUAGUAAUGAGGAUAUCCUGUCAGACCGACUGUAAAAGGUCCACGGUGAAGAAGACGCCCAGGAAGCAAGAGAUCGACAGUGACAGCAGCGAUAGCGACGAUGACUCGGACACCACAUCUGACUUGUCUGCCAGAAGGCAUCGGCGCUUUGAGAGGACUUUAAACAUGAAUGUUUUCACCUCUGCCGAGGAACUGGAGAGGGCACAAAGGCUGGAAGAGAGGGAACGUAUUAUCCGGGAGAUCUGGAUGAACGGGCAGCCGGACAUCCCGGGGACAAGGAGCCUGAACCGCUAUUAUUAGGAAGGCUUUUGUGCCAACUGAACACUUUGGUGAACAAUGAGAAGCUUGUGUUUAUGAGAGACUUUGUCAGGAAGUGCACGGAAAUUCAUUAUUUAUGAACUUUGCAGUUCCUCAGUACUGUGACCCUCAGGAUAUGAGAACGAGGGUAACUUUACUCCUUGCUGUUAGCUAGGAGCUGUCAUAAACACUUUGUGAGAUUCUUCUUUGAGACUGAUGAUGAUGAUGCUUGAGGCUGGUCCUUGAUGACACUCCGAGGUUCUGAGAAAAAGCAACAGACUUGGAAAACUCAACCAGCACGGACAAUGUAACAAUGCAAUGCAAGAGCUGCUUGCUACCAUAUGGGCAUUUUUUGGGGAUGGGGGUGGGGGGAAUAGAAGGACGCUUUAUGUUUCCUACAGACAGAAAAUCAUCAUGGUGAUUGUCUGUGCUAUUUAAUAGGUGUUUGAAAUCUUCCUUUGUUUGGCAGCAUUUACAACUGACACCUCAGGGAUGAAAUCCUUCAGUAGAUUGGCUCACAAGUGGCAGGUGUGGGAGGCACUCCGCCUUUUGGCUUUUCAGGGGCUACAAGACUGAGAAAGCCUUGAAAGUUAGCAGGACUUGUAGUUUCUAAUUAGCCGAAGGAACUGUAGGCUGCCCUCACUUAAUGUAUGGUGUUAUGGGCAGAACUGGUUUACAUCAUUGGGACCUUUAGGCACUGUAUUAUAAGCACAUUUACAGAACACUCCCAACCAAGUGGUAAGUGGCCAAGUGGUAAUUAGUAUAUGUGAUGAGGUUAUUAUGUGUUCAACCUGUCCAACUCUACUGGCGCUCAGGGGGACACGUGAACCAGGUGGGUGCAGGGAGGAACCGUAUGAGAAUUGAUGGGCAGAAUAGGGGAAUGCCUUCUCUUUCCUGAUGAACAUCUGUGAUUACUCUGUAGAGGAACCAUACCCUGGUAUAAGUGUUUGGUUAAAGGUCAACCCCACUGAAACCACAAAACUCAUAUUUCAACUGUGGGUAGACACUUGAAUCACUUGCUGAUUUCCUAUAACUUCAAUGGCUAGGGACUAGGCCAUAAUAAAUGUGAGAUUCUCCCACAGCUGGAUUCCUCUGUUUUCUUAGCUCUGUAGUGUCCACUAUUGAUUUUCAAUGGCCUCAUUUAGAUUUUUUACUGACUACGUGCAUUUGUGAGAAAUGGGAAAUUCCCUGCACAAUGGAGAGAAAAAGCAGAACACUUUCACCCUGAAGAUUUAUUUAUAAACCAUUGGCUAUUGAAGCCUUUG